Molecule: messenger RNA, 1687 nt
Organism: Cydia amplana
Lineage: Eukaryota; Metazoa; Arthropoda; Insecta; Lepidoptera; Tortricidae
Gene: emc
Product: protein extra-macrochaetae
Exons: 2
Coding region: 75-500 (141 amino acids)
Biological process (GO): circadian regulation of gene expression; cell differentiation; negative regulation of transcription by RNA polymerase II
Cellular component (GO): cytoplasm; nucleus
Molecular function (GO): transcription regulator activity; protein dimerization activity
Source: RefSeq, a predicted model, not a curated record
AGUCCGCACUCGCCACACGCGUCCGCGAUAACGUUACUCCCAGUGCUCGUGUUCAGUGCAACGUACAAAUCACAAUGAAAGCGAUAACAGCAGUGUGCGCGACCGGCGCUUCCGUGCCGGCGAUUGCCGGUGGGCGCGUGCAGCGGCACCGGGAGGGCGAAAACGCAGAGAUCCAGAUGUAUCUCUCGAAGCUGCAGGACCUGGUGCCUUUCAUGCCCAAAAAUCGAAAGAUCUCAAAGUUGGAGGUGAUCCAGCACGUCAUCGAUUACAUCUGCGACCUGCAGUCGGCGCUGGAGAACCACCCCGCCAUGGAUCAGUUCGACGCAGAGGGCGCGCUGGCCGGCGCGCCGUGCGCGGUCCGCCGCCCGCCGCAGCAGCGCCGCCCGCUCGGCCCGCGCCCGCAGCCCAACACCAUCCUCCGCAGAACACCUGCAGCUCAUGAACACCACAAUCAAACGGCGGUAGAAAAGCAAAGCCAGCAGGACAGGCCACUCUGCUAGAUUAAGAAGAUAAAUGUUAUAUGGUAAAAUUAAAUAUACCUCGUGAAGGAGGCCGCGCACGGCGACGACGCCACCGCGCGGGCGAGCCUCUCGCGAAGACAUCCUAAGUACGAUCUCGUUACGAUCAAUAUAAGUACUACGUUAAUUUAAUGUAAUUUUGUGGCAUUACGGGAGGAGACAGCAUUGCAAUGCAAUCAAUCGUUGGUGACGACCUCUGACCGAUUGUUUUGUUAAUUUCAUGUAAAAAGCUUUACUAGUUGUUAGUCCUAUGAAUGUUGAAUGGUUUGCGGAACACUUAAACCCAGUCAGGACUGCCAGUUAGAAUUAAUGCUACGAUCUUGAUGUUGUGAUUCCUACACGGAAUCUAUCAUAUAAAUAUGUUUUUAUUUGUAAAUUAAUGCUUGUAUUUCUGUUUAAUCUUCAGUCCUAGAUUCUUAGUUCUUAAACGAUGCUUCCAUUAAUAUCAAAGAUGUAAACCGAUUGAAAGUUGGUUUAUCUAAAUAAUUUUAUUUAAUUUAAAUUUUCAUGAGUGUGAUUUUGCAUGGCGAUUUUGUUGCUAUUAGGAUACGGAAUAGGUAUUGUGUUCGAGUAAGUGCUCGGCGCAAACGUUAUCAUUUAAUUUAUAAAUUGUGUCGAGCACGCCCUAUAUGUAAAUAGUGUAUGUAAUAAAUGUAAAAAUAUUAAAUUUUAGCGGAAAUUAUCAAAUUGAGACCUUUUAUGAUUUUAUUUUGAAUAUAAGGUGAAAAUGCUUUAAUUAUCUUAUAUAAUUCUUAUUAUGAUGUAUUAUAAUUUUAAAUAGACUGUUAUAGAUUUAGUUAUUGAGGGAUGAGUUAACGGCGGGGUGCCCGCCUUUUGGUACAAAUAGUUUAUUGAUGGUUGCGGUGUGCAAUUGGUUGAAGCGGCCUCCUGCCGCGGCCGGCAGCGUCGCCGGCGCGGGCCGCCGGGCCGCUGCCGGCACGGCUCGGGUCCCAUGGACAUAACCGUGCAUUUAUCGCCGCGCCUAACAAUGUUCCAUGCAGUCCGAAAUCAAUAAAUAGGUCACAAACUACUACUACUGUACAGUUUCUAAACUAUUUUCACAAUUUUUUUUCAUACUGUCAUUUAUAAUGUAAUUGAUUAAAUCUGCACUGAUUAUUUAACAUAAAAAGAAUCAAUGAAAACUGGAAUAAAAAAAGUUUUGAAUGAAA